Messenger RNA from Armigeres subalbatus, 745 nucleotides. RefSeq lists its product as uncharacterized. The record is from RefSeq and is a predicted model, not a curated record. The transcript is spliced from 3 exons. Lineage: Eukaryota; Metazoa; Arthropoda; Insecta; Diptera; Culicidae. Bases 143 to 604 code for a protein of 153 amino acids.
CGGUACGAUUUUUACUGACUACUUGGCACAUCUUAUCCUAGAUAAGGACCUGAGAUUAAGACCUGAGAUAUUAAGACUACCACAGUAGGCACAUACACGCUCAAAGGAUAGAUAUUGAUUGUCACACAGUUACUUCCACAAUAUGGCGGAUUCUGAAGAUCAAAAAUUAAAUGCACAUUUCAAAGAAGACAUGAGUUCAAUCAUUUCACUGUUGCUUCUUCUUCCUGCAGAAGUUCGUCAGAUGGCUCGCUCGUGGAUGACUACGUUCUACAAUAUGGGCGGAAAUAUUUUGGACAAACAGAUGCGCAACCUAUACGCUGCUUACAUGUUGAUGCAACUAGAGGUCAACCGUGAAUUGACAAAGCCCUUCGAUGAGCCAGCUCCGGGACACAUCCAUCAGCCAUUGGUGAAAUUGAUUAAUGCUGAUGAGUAUAUUCGAUUUUUUGAAAAAUGUGAAAAAUUUUACCUCUCGAAGAAAGGAACCACGGGAGACCCUCAUAUGGAAGAGGUCUGCAUGAAGCCGAACGAUUUUCUCUGCAGACUACCGCCCAUCCAAUCCGGAGUGGUCAUGUAUGGCGCCUGCUUCAGCAAAAAUAACCAAUGAAGUCAACGAGAGCGAUCGAAAUUAAAUGUGUUUUCCCCUCAGGCUGGCAAUCCCAUCAUCGUCGUCAUGCAGAUCAUUUAUUUAUAUCACGUUCCCCAAACAACGAAAAACAUGGACGGCUUCAGCCAUAUUCAAAUGUAA